UCCCAGCCGAAGCUACUCACUAAGAAUACAAAAUGGCCACCAAAACCAGCCCGCCUACUGCAAGAGUAGAGAUCCUCGCAAACAGCGGCCUCUGCUCUAUCCCCACCGAAUUCGUCCGCACAGAGUCUGAACGCAAAGAUAUCGUAGACGCCCUCAACAUCGGGGCCAUUGGGCAUGGGAUCCCAAUUGUGGAUCUUGGCGGGGUCUCGUCGGAGGAAGGGCGGUGGCGGUGCGUGGAGGAAGUGAAGGCAGCGGCGACAGAGUGGGGUGUGAUGCUGGUUGUGAACCAUGGCGUGCAGGACGAGAUCAUCGAGCGGCUGCAAGCGUCAGGGAGGGGGUUCUUUGACUUGCCGGUGGAGGAGAAGGAGAAGUAUGCUAAUGACCAGUCAAGCGGGCAGAUACAGGGCUAUGGAAGUAAGCUUGCGAAUAAUGCAAAUGGUAAACUAGAGUGGCAAGAUUACUUUUUUCACCUUGUCUACCCGAAGGAGAAGGCGGAUCUCGCCAUCUGGCCUACAGAGCCUGCGGACUACAUUGCGACCACGAUUUCCUUUGCCGAGGAGCUCCGUACUCUCGCUACGAAAAUGUUCUCCUUACUCUCUCUCGGUCUCGGACUGGACGAAAACAAGCUGGAAGCCGAGCUCGGCGGCAAAGACGACCUCCUCCUCCAGCUCAAAAUCAACUACUACCCACGCUGCCCACAGCCGGAGCUAGCCCUCGGCGUCGAAGCCCAUACCGACGUGAGCGCCCUCUCCUUCAUCCUCCACAACGGGGUCCCCGGCCUCCAGGUCUUCAAGAAGGGCUUCGGCUGGGUCACAGCUCCCCUCGUCCCUAACUCCAUCAUCGUCCACGUCGGCGACGCGCUCGAGAUCAUCACUAAUGGGAGGUACCACAGCGUCCUUCACCGCGGGCUUGUUAAUAAAGAAAACAUUCGGAUUUCUUGGGCUGUUUUCUGCGAGCCGCCAAGGGAGAAGGUUGUGCUUCGGCCUCUUCCGGAGCUGGUUGGAGAGGGGGAGGUGGCGAGGUUUGAACCGCGGACGUUUGCGGAGCAUUUGGAGAGGAAGUUGUUCAAGGCAAGAGUGACAGGAAGCGGAGACAAGGCGGUUGUGUAGUAAGUAGUAGCAGAGAAAGAAGUCGGCGCUGCGCGCUGCUGUGGUUGGAAUAAAAUUUAGAUUAAAAUAUUCCGAUUCGAAUUAUGUAUGAACGGGUUUAUUUUUUGUUUGUUGGGUUUAUUUUAUGAUGAGUAUGAUACAAUAAUUAAUUUAUUUCGUA
Molecule: messenger RNA, 1269 nt
Organism: Dendrobium catenatum
Lineage: Eukaryota; Viridiplantae; Streptophyta; Magnoliopsida; Asparagales; Orchidaceae
Product: leucoanthocyanidin dioxygenase
Exons: 3
Coding region: 33-1109 (358 amino acids)
Molecular function (GO): dioxygenase activity
Source: RefSeq, a predicted model, not a curated record